AUUCAUAAAUUUAAACUCAAGAUUAGAAACUUACCAUCUCAUUUUUCAAAUACUAAUCUCCAAAAACAGUCAGUAAAGAAAAUAGUCAACCAAAGUAUUCAUAUUCACAAAUUUUUCUCAAUUUUAGGUUCAAGAGGUUGAGAUCAUGAGUGCAAUUUGGGCACUCCUAGGAUGUUUCACCAUGGCGUUGGCUGGCCUAGAAGCAGCAGGUGAAAAACCCAAGAAUCGAACACUGAAAAUCUGCGACAGAUUGUAACAACGGACAAUGUUUGUUUGAGUUGGAAAAAGGCACCUUCUGCGAUUGUCUUGUUGGCUGGACAGGAAAACAUUGCAAUCAGAUGAGCUGUGAGGCACCAGGAGAAUGUGUUCACGGUGAUUGUGAGGAUGGGCGGAUCUGUUCAUGUCAUAUGGGCUGGACAGGGCGCUUUUGCGAUAAAUCUCGCGGUUGUGACAUGGAAAGUUGCAUCAAUGGAGAUUGUCUGAUUGACAGCAAACAUACCACUAAAUGCAGAUGUCAUGAAGGCUGGGAAGGGACUUUCUGCGACGAAUACGUAGGCUGCUCGGCCACUGGAUGCGGUUCCGGAGUUUGCAAGUUCUCAAACAACACCCACUCCUUUUGUCAGUGCCCUUCAGGCUAUGCUGGAAAAAAGUGCGAACUCCUUCCAGACAUCUACAUUAGCACCCAAUGCUUAUCUUCAGGUUUAAUUUGCCUCGGCAGGAAUUGGCAAAAGAGUACAUGUAAUGAGAAAGAAGGAGUUAUUAUUCAGAGACGGAAAGUGUUCGAUAUUGGUUUCAACCGAAACUUUUCUGAAUACGAGGAAGGAUUUGGAGACUUUUGCGGGGAUGGAGACUUUUGGUUGGGGUUACAGACCAUGUACAACCUGACUCGUGAAAGAAGGUGGAAUCUACGAAUCUCUAUGAGAAAUUUUUCAAAUGACGCUCUCGUCUGGGGCGUUUGGGACGACUUCAAGGUUGGGCCUGCUCCCCUUUACACCCUAACAUUCGGCACAAUGGUGGCAAAGAGUGAGAACAUACGCAAUACCACUGAUAAAUCACAAGGCUUUGAUUAUCACAACGGAAUGGCGUUUUCUACUUCUGACAGGGAUCAGGACAGUGAUGCGAGAAACUGUGCUGCAAUGUUCGGAGGAGGUGGUUGGUGGUAUAGAGGUUGUUUCAAUAUGAAUUUGAACGGAAACAAAUCCACUUCAGACAAAAAUGAUCAAGAUCAAAUGGCACAUGACGAUGGGAGUGGGUAUAAAAUGAUGUCAGCAAGUGAGAUGAAAAUGGUCCGAGUGACCUGAUUAGAGCAAUUUAGUUUAUUGAAGGGAAAUGAGAA
Molecule: messenger RNA, 1336 nt
Organism: Symsagittifera roscoffensis
Lineage: Eukaryota; Metazoa; Xenacoelomorpha; Acoela; Convolutidae
Product: tenascin-R-like
Exons: 6
Coding region: 339-1301 (320 amino acids)
Source: RefSeq, a predicted model, not a curated record